GUCCAACUGAACUGCUUACCACUACCACCGCCAUGAAAUCGCCCACAGGAAAGUCGCCAACACGCUCAAACGUGCCGCCAGGCUUCAGGCCAACGCCGAAGCCGAAACACGACAUCGAGCACAUGACAGAUGUCCGUGAGCUCAACGAUCUCUACAACUUCAACCAACGCAUACUUUCUUCUCCGGACGCAUCCACAUCCUCAUACUUCCCCAGGAUAUCCGCCGAACAGCUGGCGAUCAAGUCCCGCCUAGUCGACCUGCAGGGCGUGGAGGCUAUCAACGCUAGCCUCAUGCGCACCAGCAUACGCAAUGACGAACUCGACGUGACGUCGCGCGCCAUUGAAGCGAAGCGCAAGGCCAUUUCCCGAUUUGCCAACAAUCAUGAGUCCUCUUCGUCUUCGCAUAGUCGCAAGGGUAUCGCCACCAUGGACUUCGAUGAAGCUGCAGAGCUACAGCGUCAAGCACAUGCGGCCGAAGCUCAGCGCCAACAAGAAGCGCAGGCCAGAAGGGAACGCAUGGGCGCGCCACCCAGGAGGGAUGAAAUCUUGACGAAGAAGGAGCGCGAGGCGCGAAUAUGGGCGUUCAUGAACCACAAACCCACUGACUCCGAUCUUGAAGACGAUUCAGACUACGACUCAGAAGACGAAGACCCCGCCACCUGGUUCGACGACGAUGAGGACAAUGGCGUAAAGGGUCAGACCAUCGUCGAGCCCGACGAAGAAGAUUGGACCGAUAUCAUCCGCGUCGAUACCCAGAGGAUGAACUAUAAUAUCAUCGAGCAUUGAAGUCCGCCGUCUAUCGAACAUGUAAUUCAAGUGUACAGUAUGUAUAUUACGACUGCAAGCCUCCCAACCCCCCUUGACAACUUGCGUCCAGUGCGCACGCCGAUCACAGUACGUGUGCGGACGCCAGGCUCAUCGCGACACGCAGGGCAACCCGAGCCUAAACGAGGCCACCCCACGCUGACUGUGCACCUUACGCGUGCUCUCAAUCACGCACACGUUCGCCUCGCGCAUCAAGGCGUGUAGACGAAGUACGGGUUAUUCUUGUCGGUCAGGUCCGCAAAUGCAUGUCGCUCGCGCUCGCGUUGCAUAUCGGCG
Molecule: messenger RNA, 1100 nt
Organism: Schizophyllum commune H4-8
Lineage: Eukaryota; Fungi; Basidiomycota; Agaricomycetes; Agaricales; Schizophyllaceae
Exons: 5
Coding region: 33-785 (250 amino acids)
Source: RefSeq, a predicted model, not a curated record